GUUUUGUAAUAUAUCAAUGAGCCUUGAGCUUCUCGUGCACGAGCAGUGAGAUUUGGGUGCAGCUAGACUUCAAGAGCAUUUUAUUGGAGAACCUGUCCCGACAGCAGCAUGUCCUCCUCGGUUCCCAAAGUGAGGCUGGCCGGAGGUCUGGAGGUCUGCCGGGUCCUGAACGGGAUGUGGCAGGUGUCCGGCGCUCACGGAACCGUGAACAAAACCAAAGCAGUCGAGGCCAUGCAGGCCUAUGUGGACGCUGGACUCACCACAUUUGACAUGGCAGACAUUUAUGGACCGGCUGAAGAGAUAUAUGGACUGUUUAAUAACCAGCUGAAAUCCUCAGGAAGUGCAGCUCCAGCUCUGCAGGGUCUGACGAAAUUUGUUCCCCGACCAGGACCGAUGGACCGCAGGGUGGUGGAGAAGGCGCUGCAGCGCUCCAUGAGCCGGAUGCAGGUGGAGGCCCUGGACUGUGUUCAGUUCCACUGGUGGGACUACAAAGACAAGCGAUACCUGGAUGCUCUUGGACACCUGUCUGACCUGCAGAAGGAGGGAGUCAUACGAGAGCUUGCCCUCACUAACUUUGACACACAGAGACUGGAGGAGAUCACUCAGAAAGGCAUCUGCAUCUCCAGCAAUCAGGUGCAGUACUCUCUGAUCGACCAGCGACCUGCAGCCAGGAUGGAGCAGUUCUGCGUGGCCAACAACAUAAAGCUCCUCACGUAUGGAACGCUGGCCGGCGGCCUGCUCUCUGAGCGUUACUCGGGGAAGGUGGAGCCCAGCUCGCGGGCGGAGCUCAACACCGCUUCCCUCUCCAAGUACAAGAACAUGAUUGACUCCUGGGGUGGAUGGACUCUCUUCCAGGACCUCCUCGUCGCCUUGGAGACAGUGGGGAAGAGGCAUGGCUGCUCAGUGGCCAGCGUGGCCACACGCUACGUGUUGGACCGCCCGGCCGUAGGCGGCGUCAUCGUCGGGUGUCGGUUUGGCGUUGCCGGGGCGGGGCAGCACAUCGGUGACAGCCUGCGCAGCUGCAGCCCUGAGCUGCAGCUGACAGCAGAGGAUCACGCAGCCAUAGAGGGCGUGACGCGGCGCUCCACCGACCUGAUGGCGCUCAUAGGAGACUGUGGGGAUGAGUACAGGAGAUGAGGGGGGGAGGGGCGGGAUGACAGACAGGAUCUGGCAGGUCAGUGAGGAAGAGGAGCAGAAAAUAAUGAUAAAAAAAACUUCUCAGGGAAUAAAAUUGAUGAAUUUGUUUAAAACUUAAACUAUUUACUUGCUUUAAAAUAUUGAAAUUUCACCAUAAUAUUUAGUUUUUUUCCUUCAAGACUAUGUCAUAUAUGUAUAUCAUCGCAGGUAAAUGUCGCCUUGGAGACAGUGGGGAAGAGGCAUGGCUGCUCAGUGGCCAGUGUGGCCAAUCAAAGAUUUUUUUAGAUUCUAAUUGUGUUUCACAAAAUGUACAAUCUGGUUUUAGAAAAAAACAUAGAACUGUUAAUUCCACUUUAAAGGUUUUCAAUAAUCUUAUACAGGCUCUUGUGUUGCUUUGUUUGUUGAUUUAUCAAAGGCAUUUGACACCGUAAGUCACACGCUUUUAAUUGAAAUUCCAAUUUUGCAAUUUUCCUGGAUUUUGCUCUCACAUCAAGCUAGCAUGUGGGUAGCUGUCUAUUUGUCCAACAGAACCCAGAGAGUUCAAUUGGCUGGCUUUACUUCUUCUAUUCUCACUAUUUUAAAUGGCGUACCUCAAGGCUCAGUUCUUGGUCCACUUUUAUUCUCUAUUUAUAUAAUAGAGACAAUUUGUCAAAAGCCUUUUAUAAUUUUUAUGCAGAUGAUUUAAUAAUGUACUGCUAUUCUUCAUUUCUGUCUCAGGCAAUGCAGCAUAUACAUUCUGCUUUUUAUGUAGUUCAAACACACUUACAAACUCUGAAGUUGGUUUUGUAAGUGGAUAAGACAAAGGCAAUGGUUUUCUCACUCUAGAAAACUACCAGAAAUCCCUCUAUUGCUUAUCACUGCUGUAGGUACACAAAUUGAGUUUGUCAGUCAUUAUAAAUAUCUCAAUUUUAUUCUAGAUGAUGAACUUUCUUUUAAAAAUCACAUAGCAAAUUUAUUACGAACAUUGAAAAUGAAGAUUGGAUUUUAUUAUCGAAAUGGAUCUUGUUUCUUUCUCAAAGCGAGAAGUGAAUUAAUAGCAGUGACAUUCCUGCCACUCUUGGAUUAUGGAGAUGUUUUAUAUAUGAAUGCCUCAACCAAAUGUCUUCAAUUAUUGAUCACUGUAAUCAUUGUGCUUUAAGAUUUAUAACUGGUAGUAGACAUUUUACUCCUCAUUGUGAUUUGUGUGCAAAAGCUGAAUGGCCUCCUUUAAGUGUACCGAGAAACAAUCAUUUGAUGAUGUUGAUAUAUAAAUCUCUUCUCGGCCUAACCCCAGCAUAUUUAUGCACUCUCUUACAUAGAUCUGUUAGUUUUCAUUCUUUGCGCUCUAACAACAUUAUUCUUCUGCAUUUCCCACGUGUUCAAACUGAAAAAGGGAAGCAAGCAGUGUGUUGACUGCGACAGCGUGGAAUCAACUUCAGUCGGAACUAACUGCUUUUAACUUGUUUUUAUUGUUUUAUACUUGUGAAUAUGCAUUACUUGGUUUUAUUUUGUAAACAGGUUACUGUGUAUUGCAGACUUCUGCUCAGAUCCCUCUUGAAAAUGAGAUCCAGGUAAAACGGGGUUUACCUAGUUAAAUAAAGGAAAUAUAUCUAUGCACA
Messenger RNA from Poeciliopsis prolifica (blackstripe livebearer), 2735 nucleotides. RefSeq lists its product as uncharacterized. The record is from RefSeq and is a predicted model, not a curated record. Lineage: Eukaryota; Metazoa; Chordata; Actinopteri; Cyprinodontiformes; Poeciliidae. Bases 109 to 1137 code for a protein of 342 amino acids. The transcript has 8 exons.